This is a messenger RNA of Talaromyces amestolkiae, 1047 nucleotides long. RefSeq lists its product as uncharacterized. The record is from RefSeq and is a predicted model, not a curated record. The coding region runs from base 1 to 1047 and encodes 348 amino acids. Lineage: Eukaryota; Fungi; Ascomycota; Eurotiomycetes; Eurotiales; Trichocomaceae. The transcript has 3 exons.
AUGUUUACCCCUGCAGAGACCCGGAUUCGAGAUGACGACUGGACUGGGACCACUGAUCCAGCCGAGCGACGCAGGCGGCAGAAUCGCUUACAUCAGAGAGCUUGGCGACGACGUCAGAAACUGCAAGUGAAGUCCGAAAAUAUAGAAGACACUAAAAUCACCGCGCCUGUCCCAUCGCUUGUAAAUAAAGACUUGCUCCAGAAGGUGGCCCUGGAUCAUAUCAGUGGACGUCAACGCAUACCGGUCACAUUAAAACAGAUCUACAACUGGCAGGCCUUCGGAGCGAUCAUGGAGAAGACCCUGGGCGAAUCGGCCGCUACUUUUGCCGUUUGGGCCGAACUAAAAGCAUGGCGGCGGUGGGAGCUAAUAACCGAUUUGUCUCCUUCUGAUCUGUCGCGUACUUUGACACUAUACCCCUCCCCUUCUCGUGAAGGUACCCCCAACGAGCUGGAAAGCCCCCCGUCUCCUGAAAGUGUCGACUCCCUUUGGUUUCUGAACGAUAAGUACUCGCUCCACGGCUCGGAAUUCGAAGUCGAGUUUCCCAUCUCCCUCGAUAACAAACUAUUUGUUCUCAUCCAGCACAAUAGUCUCCGAGGCAUGUUGGCCAACAUGGCGAUUCUGAUCCGGCUAAGUGGCCGGGACUUUCAAGGAUGGGAUGAAUUUUACACAGAAGACUUACCCACCCCGUCUGAGGACUCACCUCCUUCUUUACAAUUUACAGACCUUCAAAAGGCCACUUCUCAUGAAGCCUGGAUAGACAUAAUUCCUUCUGCUACCAUGCGAGAUAAUGUUAUCAGAUACCAGGAUAACAUCGACAUCGAUGAUCUUUGCUCGGACUUCCUUGGUGGCGCUUUUGAAGGAGCGAACGAUAUGCACAAACGGGGCAUGAUACUAUGGGGUGAGCCAUGGUCUUCAGAUGGGUGGGAAUUGAGUGAAAACUUCAUGAGAAAGUGGUGGUUUCUGUUACAAGGCUGUGCUGACAUGCUUACUUCCACAAACAUAUGGCGAGAGGCCAGAGGAGAAAAGAAGCUUGCUUUCAAGCUGUGA